AUGAUUACGCGCUGGGUCGACCCGCCAAAAAAUGCCCAACGAAUUCCCGCCAUGUCGUUGGCUCUCGCUUCUCCUAAAACCCUAUCCCCUUUCUCAUUUCUCUGCAACCCUAACAAACCAAACCCCCAAAUCCAUAACCUAAUCCCCAAAUUCGCAACCCUAAACCACAACCCACUCCCCGAUUCGUCCCCAAUUGACCGAAAAUCGGAGCAGCAAACCGAACGGGGUCUCAAAUUCGACACCGGCGAGACCUUUUUCCGGCAAGAAAGCGCCACCGGCCGGGACCUGGGGGUCCUGGCGGCGACGCUGUACAAGAAAUCCAGAGGGAGAUUGCGAAUACUGGAUGCGCUCUGCGGCUGCGGGAUUAGGUCCCUGAGGUACCUGGUGGAGGCUGAAGCAGAUUUUGUUUUGGUGAAUGACGGAAAUGUCGAGAGCCGGGAUGUCAUCACGGCGAACCUGUCGCAGGUGGAGAGAGGCUCCGGCGAGGAGGAGGAGAGGUGGAGGGUGACGCUUAUGGAUGCGAAUAGGAUAAUGACCGAGUGUUAUUUGAACAGGGAUUUCUAUGAUCUGAUUGACAUUGAUUCGUUUGGGAGCGACUCGUCGUUUCUCCGGUCGGCGAUUAAUGCGUUGAGGAUGGAUGGGUUGCUGUAUGUCACCUCCACCGAUGGUUUCUCCUCCGGUGGGCGCAGGCCGCAACAAACUUUAGCUGCGUAUGGAGCGUAUGUUCGGCCUAUGCCAUAUUCGAAUGAGCUGGGUUUGAGAAUGCUUAUUGGAGGGGUGGUCCGGGUGGCUUCUGUGAUGGGGUAUCGUGUUACUCCGCUGUUUUCAUACUAUUCGUAUCAUGGACCUGUUUUCAGAGUCAUGCUACGAGUCAUUCGUGGAAAGCUGCCUGAUAGCAGGCAUUAUGGUUUUAUCAGCUACUGCCGCGACUGUGGAAAUUCUCAAGAGUUCUCUUGGGAGGAACUUGGGAGGAUCUGUUGCCCCUGCAGUGAUUCAAAGGUUUCUAUGUCACUUGUUGUUUCUGGUCCUCUGUGGACGGGGCCUCUUCAUGAUACUUCUUACAUUACGGACAUGUUAACUUUAGCAAAAGAAUGGGGAUGGGCGGGCAGUGACACAGGAACGGAUCUUGACAAACUUUUGAAUACCAUGGCGGCUGAGAGCGACCCCAUAUUACCGUUUGGCUUCAUCAACUUGGACGAAGUUGCAAGCCGUGCCAAAGUAAAUUCACCAGCGCUCAAAGCCGUGGUGUCUGCCCUUCAAAAGGAGGGAUAUGCUGUGAGUAGGUCACAUAUUGAGUCCAACGCACUCAAGACCAACUGUCCCAUGUCAGAAUGCAUUAGAAUUGCGCAAGAACUACAACAAUGAUACCGUGCCGAAUGAUUCUGCUCCCAGUGCUCAGGCCAGUUCAAGUCGCACCUAAUUCUGUUUCCUGGUCGAAGUAUGCAGGAGUCGGGUGUUCGAGGAUGGAAGAAAUGUCCCCACUCCGUACGAAAAUGUGCUUGUGUACUAACUACAUCGGACUCUUUCUAUGUUAGAUUGAUAGAAAUGGUAGACCCAACAAAUUUUUCCAACACUACAACAGAGUUAUAGUGGUUCCGCCCAUUUGAUUCAUGGAAGGUUCAAAGAAAAACUUCUAGUCCCAACUCUCAAGCAGUAAGGAUUAUACUUAUGAUUGUAAGGUCAGAUAUGAAUCAGAUGGCCGGAUGAGACGGGGCAACCGCAAACCAUUAGCAAUCGCAACUACAAUUUGGAGAGCUUUUUACAGUCGCACGAGGGAUGAAAUUCAAGCUUUCAUGCACGCAUAAAAUUCAUGUUUUUGCUCAAAAGGGUAAAGAUGAAGCAUGAGCAUCCAAAUAAUAGUUUGAAUGUUGAAUUGGGAUGAAACAAACCAUGAAACAAAAUCUCAAUUAACUAUUUUAAGUUGCAUUAUCAGCACAGCAAAACUUCCACAAACAACAGUUUAAAUCCUGGAGUUGAAAUAAAAGCCAUAACAAAAGACUAACUACACAAAACUGAGGUCCAGCGAGUUGUGUAGCUAAA
Argentina anserina (silverweed cinquefoil) is the source of this 2040-nucleotide messenger RNA. RefSeq names its product tRNA (guanine(26)-N(2))-dimethyltransferase. Gene Ontology annotation, molecular function: tRNA (guanine(10)-N2)-methyltransferase activity; RNA binding. The record is from RefSeq and is a predicted model, not a curated record. Gene Ontology annotation, cellular component: nucleus. Gene Ontology annotation, biological process: tRNA N2-guanine methylation. Bases 1 to 1365 code for a protein of 454 amino acids. The transcript is spliced from 7 exons. NCBI's taxonomy places the organism in Eukaryota, Viridiplantae, Streptophyta, Magnoliopsida, Rosales, Rosaceae.